Kwoniella botswanensis is the source of this 621-nucleotide messenger RNA. RefSeq lists its product as uncharacterized. Bases 1 to 621 code for a protein of 206 amino acids. The transcript has a single exon. The record is from RefSeq and is a predicted model, not a curated record. NCBI's taxonomy places the organism in Eukaryota, Fungi, Basidiomycota, Tremellomycetes, Tremellales, Cryptococcaceae.
AUGACUCACCCUAACUUGACCCCUCCUGCUACAUCGACUGGCACCCCUUCUUCACCCUCACCUACCAGACAAGACUCCGCCUCCCGAAUCGAUAGCAACAGUACAGGAACUUUACCAGUAUCAUACUCCAAAUCCAGUGAGCUUAUCGGAGACACGAGAUUCCUCAAAUACAGACCUGUUCCAUCUAAGAUGCAAAACCGUCUUGGAAACUCACAAGGGUUUUUACCCUCAUCAUCAACAUUCCUUCCCUCCUCAGAGGGUAUGGAUGAAUAUCCAAUACGGAGUUUGGAAUAUGAUUCCCAAAAGGGUGUAUUCACAUAUACAUCCAGAUUCUCAUCCACCAUUCGAGCAAAUACCAAGAUGACUCUCACCGCUCCCAAGGCCGAUGCAUGGAUGAGAGCGGUCGAACACCCCACUUUCCCCAGUGAAGACGACUUGAAAGUGAUUGAAGGUACGAAAGAAGCAAUGGUCAUCCGAAAGAAGAGGGCGUUAGUUGGGGUGAUCAAAGAUAUUUUAGAUAAGCACGGAGUAUCGAUUCAAGAUGCUAUUAAGACUUACGGAGAGUCGUCGGAAGAUAACAAGGAUGAUUGGGAUUGGAAUUUGUAUUUAUUCGCUAAUUAG